CAAAGUCUUAACACAAGCCCGACUGAAUAGGCUUAAGCAUGUAGUUGAAUGUCUCAGUUCCAUCCUGAGAUGUUUUUGUGAGUUGUAAUCUGACGCUCUGAAGCCGAAAGAGCCAACAAUAUUGUCAGAGCAAAAGCGGCAUAUAUCAAAGCAUUUUUUACUGCAAGAUUGAAAACGGAGUCGUGCGGUGAAACGCCUGCGUGUCCCUUUUAAAACAAACCCAGUCGCUGUCAAUCAUCGGGCAUUCCGACCAAUCCCUGAACGCCCUUUUUUCAAAACCAGGUUUGCCCGCUGUGCUUUUAUAUUGCAGCCCGGCCUGGUUCGGAGCAUUUUUACUACCACGGUUAUUGCCACAAAUCAAGAGAGUGAAGUGAACGGGAUGGGACGCGCACCAACUUUCACGAACUUGCGUCCGCUUCACGGGACCGCGGGGUUGACAGCCAAGACCGGCACGUGCAGAUGAUACAUGGCGGUGCAAUGGGAACACAAUUAGUCGGUAAAUCUUGAUCGGGUGCACACUUACAUCAACAACAGCAACAGCAACAACAUCAUCAUCAACAACAACAACAACAACAAAAUCAUGACAACCCUUUCAAGGUUUAGUGGCUGCCCUCUGUCUUGCGUAAACCCUGGAGAAAGCAAUACUGAACCCAGUGUGGUGCUGCCACCUUUGGCAGGAGAGCACAUGGGGCACCCCACUGGCAAUUCCUUAAAACUCUGCCCCUCGCAUAAUUUGCUAGACUACCCUGAGACCAGGGCCAGCGCAUAUGUGGACCACUCGUUGCCUCACUUUCCAGACACGGGAUACACCAGCCAUCGCCUAGACGCCAGCCCUAGAGGCAUUAUCAUUGGGACAAACCUGUCAGGACCAGGCAUGCCACCAGUCACAGACCAACUGGCACCAAGACCUAACCAACAUGGGGCUAUUGGAAGGUACCGUGACCUCCAUGGCUACAGGGAUGGCCGGAGCCAUGCUUUUUUCACCACGUAUCCAGAGCAGGCCCACAGUUCUGUUGAUGCCAACCGAGACCUGAAUGGCCAGGUGAUGUUGGGUCUUCCAGGAGAUCUCCUCUCAAGAACACAUCCAUACGGACAAACCCACAGCGGCCCUCGGGCCAACAGCCAGCAGCUGGUUACACAGUUUCUGGGGCUCUAUAAGCCCUUUAACAUGGCCAUGCAGCGAGGAGGGAGCGAUGCAUUCCUCAGGUGCUCCAAACAGACUUUAACGCACGAGUUGGUGUGCAAGUGGAGCGACGGCCAAGACGGCGUUGGCAAGCUGCCAUGUUCCAGGACUUUUGGAACUAUGUAUGAACUUGUCACUCAUGUGACGAUCGAGCAUGUCGGUGGACCUGAGCAUUCUGACUAUGUGUGCCACUGGGAGAAUUGCCCCAGGGACAGAAAGCCAUUUAAAGCAAAAUACAAGCUGGUCAACCACGUCAGAGUGCACACAGGAGAAAAGCCCUUUCCCUGUCCCUUUCACGGAUGUGAAAAAGUUUUCGCUAGGUCCGAAAACCUCAAGAUUCACAAGAGAACUCACACAGGCGAGAAACCUUUCAAAUGUGAGUUCGAGGGCUGCAACCGGCGGUUUGCGAACAGCAGCGACCGUAAGAAGCAUUCUCACGUCCACUCGAGCGACAAGCCGUACAUGUGCAAGGUCAGAGGCUGUGAGAAAUGUUACACGCACCCGAGCUCCCUGCGCAAACACAUGAAGCUCCAUUGCAAGACUGACGCGGCCAAACCGGGAGAGGACAGUCAGCCUGAUUCUCCCGAAGUGCCGGGAGAGCAAGUCCCAUCAUCCCCUGCGGCGGUGACGCGACCCUUGCCGCCUGCCCCUUCUCAGGACUCCCCCGAGACUCUGAGGUCACGCUUUCAUCACACUUUUGACAGCAGUUUGGACUAUACGACGCACAGGCCACAGUCCAUUUUGGAUCCUCUGUUGCUGCACAGGGGCGGGUACAGAGGUGAAACGGCGCAGUACGCGUGUAGCCAAGCAAGUCCCACUUUUGCCCCUAGCCACAGGAAUUUUGCAACAAACUCACCUUUCCAAAAAAGCAUUGUAAACGGCUGGUACACGUGUCACAGCGGCGCCCAGCAUUUCUCAUCUAAGCCGUGCAACAAUGAUUUAUGAUUGUUUCACAAUAGCAGCAUGGAGUGCUAUUCAACUGGCCACAGGGCAGGUUGUGUAAUUUAGACUUUUGAAUUUAUCUCGAUGUCUCGAUGUUCUAUUUAUGAUUUGGCUAAACAGUUCAUGGCUGAGAGCUGAUCUAAUUGUGCUGGUGAUAUUCUUUCCUUGAAAAUAUAUUCUAGGCCUAACAUUGUGCUGGUGAGAGUCCGUAACUGAAAAUACACUUACGACCAACGUUCUACAAGAAAUUGGUAAUCAGUGUAUGUUUCUGUAUAUACAAUGAUAAAAAAAUAUAUAAUACAUAAUAUGAAACUGGAUCAACCGACUCAAAACUGCAACAAGAACAUUUUACUUGUAAUUGUAAUUACAAGUAACUUGUAAUUCACAAAUUGAUAUUGUUUUUUGGUUCAUCUUUGGUAAUACCUUGCUUGCUUGUAGAGCCCAUCAGUGUAAAUUCAUGCACAUUUAGAAGGAAAUGAAAUAUUAUUGUUUUGUUGUCAUUAACCCUGAGUGGCUAAGUUUUAGCUUUCUUCUUAAGACCAUAUUCAUCCUGUGUUCCGUUCAAAGAAGAGAAGCUGUGUACUAGCACAAGGCCUUUGCUUCCCUUCCCUUUGUAUAUUCCAUUAAUAAAUUUAAACCCCACUGUAUAUCGCCUACUGUACAGUUAAUUGUGCAUUCAGUAUUCAGCAUUAAAGUGUCUUUAUUCCCUUUGAUCGAAAGGAGUGUGGUUAAAUUCACUCAUUCGUAAAGAAAAUGUGCUGGUUUUGAACUCGAGUCACUCUUCAGAUAUAAUGUAUGUUAUCUCCCAAAAAGGGGAAUUCAAAUUGCACGAAAACCAGGUAUUUCUGACAGUAGAAAUCAGUUCACCUUUUUGAUCAGAACAAGUUGCAAACACUGAAGUUAUUCUAAACGAUUCUAAAAGGUUUAAUUAAGUUGUUUCUAAAUGUCUUUGCCAUUUUCUGAUUGCAGAGAUGCUGCAGUUAAAAGAGUAUGUCAGUUCG
This is a messenger RNA of Silurus meridionalis, 3126 nucleotides long. RefSeq names its product zic family member 6 (gene zic6). Gene Ontology annotation, cellular component: nucleus. Lineage: Eukaryota; Metazoa; Chordata; Actinopteri; Siluriformes; Siluridae. The transcript is spliced from 2 exons. Gene Ontology annotation, biological process: regulation of transcription by RNA polymerase II; central nervous system development. The record is from RefSeq and is a predicted model, not a curated record. The coding region runs from base 581 to 2128 and encodes 515 amino acids. Gene Ontology annotation, molecular function: RNA polymerase II cis-regulatory region sequence-specific DNA binding; DNA-binding transcription factor activity, RNA polymerase II-specific.